AGUAUGGACACUUUUUUUUCGGUGUAAAGCUCCGGUGGCGGAAAAGCAACAGAAACUCGGUCUUUAGCUGUCAACUUGGAGCUAUGCGGGAACUUGUGGAUCAUGGAGUUUCCCCCAAAGAGAACCUGACAGCGGUGUAAACUGCUACACGUAGUUUAGGAAGAUCCUGAAGUGUCAGAAUGACUCGUGUGACUUCUGAGCUGGAGUUUAAAACGCUAGCAGAGUGUAACUACUGUUACCCAGCAGAAGUCCUGGCAGAGGUCAGAGAGGUCACAGCAGCGUUUCCUGACCUGCACCUCUAUGUAGAUUAUUACUAUUACCCCAACAAUGACCGGAAGAAGCUGGUCCAUUUGCGUGGCACUGUCCCUGUGUUUUAUGAAGGUGUACAGUACAACAUCCCGGUGUGUAUCUGGCUCCACAACACACACCCCCAGAACCCCCCACGCUGCCUGGUGUGCCCGUUACGCAGCAUGGUGAUCAACAGCAGGAGCAGCAGCGUGGACGCUCAGGGUCACGUCCUCCUGCACUGCAUCAGCAACUGGAAGCACGGUUGGUCCAACCUGUCCAUCGUCCUGGAGGAGAUGGUCGCCGCGUUUCAGCGCGAGCCGCCGCUUUUCUCCACUCAUCCGAACAGAUCUCCGAAUCUCGCCUCCAGUGCGAAGCAGCAGAAGGAGGAGCAGCUCGAUUAUCGCAGACCUGAUCUGACCACCAGAAGUGGGAACGCCGUGCACAGGAAGUUCUCCCACCCGGAAAUGUCCUCGUCGUCUAUGACCCAGUCAGCCAGAAGCUCUAAGUGUGUGAAGUCGAGCCAGUCUCAGGACGGCGUCGGAGAGCUGAGCAGCGUGAGGAGGUCGUACACUCAGGAGCUGCUGGAUUUCGGGAUUUCCUUCGGAGGACCGAACCUCCAGAAAAACUCGACUAAUCCGUUCAUCACUGCCCCUGAUAUGAACACUUCCGAUCCAGACGAUAUCAGCAACCUGUUUAAAAGCCUCCAGCUGGAAAGAAUAGUCAACAUGUACCAGUUUGACCACAAGGACAAGGACAUUCCUCAGGCGUGGAGGCAGAGUCAGGGGCAUGACGAGGGAUCCGUGCCCCAGCCGAGGUUACUUGACGACAGACACAGAAUCCUGGUGAGUCACCUGCCCGUGGGCGUCUCUCCUCAGAGGAUGAAGAACAAACUAACCAUUUAUUUUCAGAGAAGGCAGAACGGAGGUGGCGAGGUAGUGGCCGUCACGUACCCUUCAGCUCAGCCAGACCAGGCGGUGAUCACCUUCAGGAACUACAGAGAUGCAGCGCAUAUCCUGAAAGAGCCAAACAGAAUCAUCACCAUGGAUGAACAUCAACUUCUCAUCCAGCUACAGAACUUCAAUAGCUCACAAGUCCGCGUCCCGGAGGGCAUCCAGGUAGAGAAGGCCGAGAUGUUCAGCAUUAUCCUGAGUCAGGAGGGCUGCACUUUUACCCCCGCAGAUGUGCUGGAGGCGGUUCAGGCGUGCCGAGACAUCCCGUCUGCUCUCAAAUACCUGUCUCAUGACUGCCCCAUCUGCCAGGAGCAGGUGUCCUUCAGUAAGAUGAUCACCAUGACCCACUGCUCGUGUACGUUCUGCGAAAGCUGCUUCAAAGCCUACUUCUCAUCGGUCAUCAAAGAGAAGAGCAUCGACUACGCUGUGUGUCCGCUGUGUAACAAGCCGGACGUGCGUACAGCAGGACACAGGGAGGAGUCCAUGGAGUACUUUAGCCUGCUCGACACGCAGAUAAGGCACUAUCUGGACACACAGACCCAUGAGCUGUUUCAGAGGAAGCUGAGGGACCGAGCUCUGCAGGAGAUGCCGAACUUCCGCUGGUGUGCUCAUUGUUCUUUCGGACUUCUUCACGAAGCGGACCGACUGAGGAUGGACUGCCCAAGCUGCAAGAAGAGCACAUGCUUUAAGUGCAAAAGCCCUUGGGCUUCCCAGCAUGAAGGACUUUCCUGUGAGAAGUUUAAGGAGUGGCUGCAGCUGAACAGCCCCGAGUUCCAAAACUCACGUCUGGAGGUCCUCCUCAGCCGGAACAAGAUAGACUGCCCCAAAUGCAAGUUCCGGUUCUUUCUGUCUAAAGGCGGCUGUUUACAUUUUAAGUGCACUCAAUGCCAGCACGAGUUCUGCGGAGGCUGCAGUCGGCCGUUCAGGAUGGGCGCUGUGUGUGAUUUCUCUGUUGAAUGUGCUGCCAAGGGUUUACAUGCCCAUCACCCCAGGGACUGUCUGUACCACCUCAGAGACUGGAAUGUGUCCAGACUGCGCAGUCUUUUGCAGCACCAUGGUGUGUCCCAUCCUUUCAUGUCCAGACGGAGGGAUGACAACGGGCAAAAGGGUCCGAAAGGUGUGUGUGGAGUAAUGGAGCACAAAGAGACGGGCAGUGUGAAAGAAGAGCCGUGUGGGCGUCCAGCUUUCCAAGAAUAUAGCGGCUACUGCACGCUUCAUUAUAAAGAGUGCCUGGUGGAGCUGAUAAACCAGAACCGCCUCGAUCCGGUGGUGCUGCUCGAGGUACCCGAACUGCAUGCCGAACUGGACCGCUGGAAGAUCCCAGUCCCGGAGAAACAACCCCUGGAAUCCGACAAGCUCUACAAGGAGCGCCUCAGACAGAUGUUGAUCGAGAGGGUGGGUUUGACCGCGAGCGUCUCUUCGAGAUCAAACCCGGCUGCUCCGCCCACAGCCUCGCCUUCUCCCACCUCCCCGAUGCUCGCUGCUGCUCCCUGGUACUCGGUGCUGAACCCGGGCAGAGCCAAAGCUGAAGACUCUCAACUGCUGCUGAUGCUCAACGACUGAGAGGAAGAUCCAGUGUGUGUGUCCACUGUGCCCUGAGGUUUUAUUUUGCAUCCAGACUAACAUACCUGAUUCAACAGCAGGUACAAAAACAGAAACAGGACUUUGAUUAUCAGGUGUUGAAGCUUCAUCACCUCCAGAAGACUUCUUCCGCUCCGGUAGAGCUCACUCUCUAUGCAGUCAUGCACAAUGAAGUCUGUAAGUAUUUCCGCAGUGUUUCCGCAGUGUUGUUUUCGGCUCUGUAACACAGCACAAUGUUUCACUGCACUUUAGAAUCCAGGAGGAAAAUCUGCCUCUGACUCUCUGAUCGUUUUCCAGGAGCAGGAGAUCAUAGCUGUUGUUGUUUUAGUUUUCCUGUUUAACUCGUAUUAAUGUUUGAUUUAUUUAUUAGAUUUUUAUUGUUCUACAGACCGCAUUCUCUCUUUCUCGUUGAAGCAAACAGGAAGUAAGACAUGAAAAUGAACCAAUCUUUUUUUUUCACAAACAGGAAGGAACUCGAAGCUUAAAAUGCAUUAUUUUUUCGUUUUUAUUCUAAGAAAUUAAUAAUAAUUAAUGGUAUUCCUGUGUAACUUUUCCAGCAUCUUUAGGACAGACGAGUUUGUGCUUUCCGGUUUCUCGUUUACAUGACAAGCUUGCCUUAAUAACUUUGAGAGAGACAAAAAAUGAGGCUGCUAUAAUGAAUGUUCCAGAGCACUACAUUGUACAAUGUACACUAUGUUGCCAAAAGUUUUGGGACACCCCUCCAAAUCAUUGAUUUCAGGGGUUAGGCUCGGCCCCUUAGUUCCAGUGAAAGGAACUCUUAAUGCUUCAGCUUCAUGCCAAGACAUUUUGGACAAUUUCAUGCUCUUUGUGGGAACAGUUUGGGGAUGACCCCUUCCUGUUCCAACAUGACUGCACACCAGUGACCAAAGCAAGGUCCAUAAAGACAUGGAUGAGUGAGUUUGGUGUGGAGGAACUUGACUGACCUGCACAGAGUCCUGACCUCAACCCCAUAGAACACCUUUAGGAUGAAUUAGAGUGGAGACUGUGAGCCAGACCUUCUCGUCCAACAUCAGUGCCUGACCUCACAAAUGCGCUUGUAGAGGAAUGGUCAAAAAUUCCCAUAAACACACUCCUAAACCUUGUGGAAAGCCUUCCCAGAAGAGUUGAAGCUGUUAUAGCUGUAAAGGGCGGGGCAACUCCAAAUUACAUUCAUGUGCGUGUAAAGGCAGGUGUCCCAAAACUUUUGGCUAUAUAGUGACGCUUUCUGUCGUAUGAGAGAAAAUAUGUGGCAUUAUAGGAAAAUAAUCAGCUGCAGAAAAAGGAGAAAUGUGAUGAGUCGAUUAUUUUCCUGUAACAACACAGAGUUUUUAGGAAAAUAUGAAAGUGUGUUGGAGUGCAGAGCCAAAACAAAUGCUAACACGUGACACUCUACCCGAGGUCGUGUUCUCACACGUGUGCUUUAUUUUUAUUUUCUUGCUCUAAGUGUGCAGCUUGUCUAAACCGUGCUGUUGGUUCCUAGCGCUGCAUUUCACACUGAAACACCGACACCCGUUACAUCGUCUCCUCCUUUUCUCCACGAUACUUUCAUUUACCAAUAGUUUUGUGUGAAUAACCAUCAUGUGACACUGUUCUGAUUUAAAGAGCACAGGAAUGCAGUUUUUAAUGAUCGUGAAGCAUUAAACACACGUGACAUUGGGAAUAACUGCUAUAAUAAAAUAUUUUUCUAGCA
Molecule: messenger RNA, 4509 nt
Organism: Hemibagrus wyckioides
Lineage: Eukaryota; Metazoa; Chordata; Actinopteri; Siluriformes; Bagridae
Exons: 21
Coding region: 180-2801 (873 amino acids)
Biological process (GO): protein linear polyubiquitination; protein transport
Cellular component (GO): LUBAC complex
Molecular function (GO): ubiquitin protein ligase activity; K48-linked polyubiquitin modification-dependent protein binding; zinc ion binding
Source: RefSeq, a predicted model, not a curated record